This is a messenger RNA of Apodemus sylvaticus (European woodmouse), 3811 nucleotides long. RefSeq names its product inositol monophosphatase 2 (gene Impa2). Bases 207 to 1079 code for a protein of 290 amino acids. Gene Ontology annotation, molecular function: inositol monophosphate 1-phosphatase activity. The record is from RefSeq and is a predicted model, not a curated record. Gene Ontology annotation, biological process: inositol metabolic process; signal transduction; phosphatidylinositol phosphate biosynthetic process. The transcript is spliced from 8 exons. Lineage: Eukaryota; Metazoa; Chordata; Mammalia; Rodentia; Muridae.
GGGGCGGGGCGCGAGGCGCGGCUACUUGGGCUGCAGCCCCUUGCGGGCCUUCCUGCUGCCAGGCGCGCUGGAGGACGCACGGGUUGGCGGGAAGGCGAGGGGACCGUGCGGAGCCUCCGGUCCUGGCGGCGGCAACGAGUGGGAGCCGGGGUCCGGCCGCAGCACGCGAAACAGAGCCGAAGGUGGCGGGGCCCGGUGAAGCCACGAUGAAGCCGAGCAGCGAGGAAGAGGAGGAGUUGGUGCAGGGCGUGGGCCCCUGGGACGAGUGCUUCGAGGUGGCUGUGCAGUUGGCGCUGCGUGCGGGACAAAUCAUCAGAAAGGCCCUCACUGAGGAAAAGCACGUCUCAACAAAAACAUCUGCCGCAGAUCUUGUGACAGAAACAGAUCACCGAGUAGAAGAUUUAAUUGUCUCUGAGUUGCGAAAGCGGUUUCCUUCUCACAGGUUCAUUGCAGAAGAGGCCACAGCCUCCGGGGCCAAGUGUGUGCUCACCCACAGCCCGACCUGGAUCAUCGACCCCAUCGACGGCACCUGCAACUUCGUGCACAGAUUCCCCACUGUGGCAGUUAGCAUCGGAUUUGCUGUUCACCAAGAGCUGGAAUUCGGAGUGAUUCACCACUGCACAGAGGAGCGGCUGUACACCGGCAGGAGGGGCCAGGGCGCCUUUUGCAAUGGCCAGCGGCUCCAGGUCUCCAAGGAGACAGAUCUCGCAAAGGCCUUGGUUCUGACAGAAAUCGGGCCCAAACGUGACCCCGAUACCCUGAAAGUAUUCCUGAGCAACAUGGAGCGGCUGCUGCACGCCAAGGCUCAUGGGGUCCGGGUGAUUGGCAGCUCCACCUUAGCCCUCUGCUACCUGGCCUCGGGUGCUGCUGAUGCCUACUACCAGUUUGGCCUUCACUGCUGGGACCUGGCAGCUGCCACCGUCAUCAUUAGAGAAGCGGGUGGCAUUGUGAUUGACACCUCAGGUGGACCCCUUGACCUCAUGUCGUGCAGAGUCGUGGCUGCUGGCACCAGAGAGAUGGCCGUGCUCAUAGCUCAGGCCCUACAAACUAUUAACUACGGCCGUGACGACGAGAAGUGAAGCCACACAAGGCUCGAAGGCUGAAAUGCAGCAGCAACCUGGGGAAGAGCUGUCCCGGAGGCUUGCGGUGACACAGCUCUCCCCGGGCCUCGGUGCUGAGCUGAUUCUCUCUAAUCUCAUGUAGCCCCCUUCCAGGUCGGUACAUGUUCUUUCCUCAGAGCCAAACUCAAAUCAAAUGUGUGAGGUGUGUGUUAGUCAUCCAUCCUGAUUGUUUUUCCAAAAUGCAAAUAAAUCUCAGGUGAUAAAGCUUUAGAAAGGGCUCUCAGGCCCUCCCCUGCCCGUGGCAAUACAGAAUGCAAUAAAUCAGAAUUCGAGUGUUCUGCUUUGGGUCUUCGUCCAGCCUCUGGGUCUCUGGCAAGGCUGUCACUGCUAUUAACCUGCAGGUUGUAGCAGUGGAUGUCUGGCACCCCGACCAUGGCAACAGUGAAAACUUUCCCUAAAUAUCAGUUUCCUGACCAACAGGCUGUAUUUAAAUACACACAGAUAAUCUUUAGCCAUUUUUUUAUACUGCCUUCAGUUGACCUUCAGGGCGUACGUGUACUGUAUAAAUUAAAAUGUUGUGUACAGAAUCUUUAUCAGAGCCUAUGUGUGUAUUGAAAGGGGGAAAAAUUAAGAAAAUUGCUAAAAUGAAAACUGCUAAAAUGUUUUGUGACAAGCAUUUUUAUAAACAUAAAAUCUUUCAGGAGUUGCAACUUUUUAAAUAGUGGAGUAUUUUUUGGGGGGUCAGGGGAUGCUACAGUAGAACUCAGGCUGUCAUGCAGAGUAGACAGACUUUGCACCACUGAGCUAUAUCCCAGCACUAGGGACCAGAAUUCUGGUUCCAUGUUAAGCUGGGACCCUAGACUGUUGAGCCAGGUGACUGCAGACAAGGCUCUCAUGAACCUGGUCAGUUCUACACCUGGGACGCCACAGUUGCUGUUGGGGAAAGAGACAGCACUUCCCUUCUGUGCCAGAAAAAUACCUUUUUCUUAAUUACCGAGAAGUUUGCAUGUUUCCCUUGUUCUGACUAAAACAUGAGCUCUGUACUUUGUCAAGUACCCUUUCUCUUUGAGGAAAUUGUCUAUCACCUGUGGCCGCACUGGCAAAAAGCAAAGUUCUCCAUUCAUUGUCUUCGUGGGAUCAAUUGUCCCGGUCUUUUCAAGCUACUGAAUACUUCUGAAAGUAGCUAAGCCAUUUUGAGAUGGCUGUUGUGUUCAUCUCCAGAAGCUGCUUUAUUUAUCUGUGUGAUUGUUUAUACAUACAUAUUCAUUCUGGUAGCACUUUUCCAUAGGUGAGUUGCUUUGUUUCUCUAAGAAGGGAUUUUGUGAAUCCCAGGCUGGCCUGGAACUUUCUCUAUAGCCAAGAAUGGCCUUGACCUCCUGAUUCUCCAACCUCUACCUCCACCCCACUGGGAUUACAGACAUGUGCUACCUACCGUGCCUGGCAAUAAGAUGUUUUCUGAUUUACUCCAGUAGGCCUACAUUUGUAUCUUUUCCUUUUUUCACAUAAUAUACUCAAAACAGUACCUAACAGCACCUUACACAGAUACACAAGAAAUUCCUCAGACUCUUCAACAAUUAUGAAGAUCUCCUGGAUUGAAUGAUUAUGAGGGUUAUUUUCAAAUAAAUAACUCCCCAGGUACAAGCUGUCUUUAGGUGUCCUCAGAGCACUUAAACAAGCUGUGUCUGCACUACUCCAAGAAAAAAUAGAGAGCUCUGGGGAACAGGGAAGCCCCAGGGUUGGGCCAGGCAGGGACCCUUGCUGGCUUGCCGGUUCACUCAUUCCCCGAAGGACCUUCCCAGGCGCACAGCUGGCCGGUUGUUUCUGUGCUGCUGCUCCAGGUCACCCUCCCACCAUUCCACUCAGGACAUUUUAUUUGUUUGUUAGGUGGUUGGUGAGUCCAUCCCUUGGAAUUCUUCUGAUCAGCUUCCACACACUUUCCCCUGACUUCUCCCUCUAUCUCAACAGCGUUGCGGUAGCAUCCUGUAGAGCAUCCUGCAGAGCAGCGGUUCUCAACAGUGGGUGGCUGCUCCUCUGCAGGUGGAACAACCCUUUUAGAGGUGUUACCUGAGACCAUCAGAAAACACAUGUAUAUUAUGAUUUGUAACCGUAGCCACCUUACAGUCAUAAAAUGGCAACAAAAAUAACUUAAUGGUCAACAUGAGGAACUGUAUUAAAGGGUCACUGCAGUGGGAAAGCUGAGAACCACUGUGGUAAAGACCUGCUGCCUUUAACUGAAUGAUAAACGCCCUGCCGUCCACAGCAGGGCUCAGUCAGGUGUGGGUUUGUGUCCUCAGGAAAGCCACCAGCCUCUUGCUUCUGUCCUGCCCUUAUCGCAGAACUCUUGAGGGACAUCACUGGGCAUUAUGGGAACGCCAACAAGUGCAAAGCGCGAGGUGGAUUUGCUGUUUGCUUUGUGUUUAGCAGAUUUAUCUCCAACAGUCUCCAAACAGCUACAGUGCAGUGUCCUGCACAAAUUCUCCCCUGUAGCUCCGUUGCCACUGGGUGUGCUGUGUCAGAAUGACCAGCUUCUGCUUCCGUGGAGCUGUCGGGGGAACGGCUGGUUCGCCCAGUGGUACAGAAGAGCGUCGUCAGUCUAUCACAUGUUAUCAAAGUAAUGGCCUGUUGCUCUUAUCUGUUCUUUUAAAAAUAAUCCAAUACAUAAAAAACGGAAAAGUUAUAUGUUUAUGAGAUACAUGUAAUAUUUCAGUGUGCGGUAUGUAAUGUUGAAGUCAGUAAAACUUACCCAGUGA